AUGGCUCUCAAUAACACCAGAUCUGCUUUAAACAUUGCUCACCCUCCUCUCUCUGUUAUUCAGAUUCCUCUCUCUGUUAUUCGGAUUCCUCAAUCUCACCAACACUCUUUACGGAUCUUCCUCUCCUGUGGUUCAGCUCACUUGUUGGUAGAGUUCUUUGCACCAUGGUGUGGUCAUUGCAAAUCUCUUACACCAACAUGGGAGAAAGUGGCUUCUGUUUUGAAAGGUGUUGCUACCGUUGCAGCCAUUGAUGCUGACGUUCACCAGUUUGUUGCUCAGCCUCAUGUUGAUUACCAAGGAGUUAGAGAUGCUAAAUCCAUUGCUAAUUUUGCUUACAAGCAGAUUAAGGCUCUUCUGAGUGACCGUUUGGAAGGAAAAAGUAAGCCAACUGGAGGAGGAUCUAGCGAAAAGAAGUCAGAGCCUAGUGCAUCAGUGGAACUGAACUCAAACAGUUUUGAUGAGUUAGUCAUCAGAAGUCGUACAUGCUUCUACGAGUACACUUGGGAAGUCAUUUUAGGUUGA
Molecule: messenger RNA, 522 nt
Organism: Raphanus sativus (radish)
Lineage: Eukaryota; Viridiplantae; Streptophyta; Magnoliopsida; Brassicales; Brassicaceae
Product: protein disulfide-isomerase 2-3-like
Exons: 5
Coding region: 1-522 (173 amino acids)
Biological process (GO): response to endoplasmic reticulum stress
Cellular component (GO): endoplasmic reticulum lumen
Molecular function (GO): protein disulfide isomerase activity; protein-disulfide reductase activity
Source: RefSeq, a predicted model, not a curated record